AUUUUUAAGUAGUAGUGGGAAAAACGUGGAAUUUUUAUAAUUUAGGAAACCGUUAGGAAAUAUUUUUACAGACAGAGAUUGCCGAAACCAACGGAAAAAUGGGGAUUCCUCUGAUGUUGGCUGUUUUAUUUACCCUAUCAGAUUUAAAUUUAGCUCAGUACUGUGAAAAAAACAAUGAAGAAGAAUGGAGUUAUCACGGUUCUAUUAAUGGCCCCAAGGAAUGGAGAGAGUUUUACCCAGAAUGCGACAGCGAGAGAGCUUCUCCAAUACGGUUGUACACCGAUAGGAUGGAAAACGACAGAAACCUUACAAAGCUGAUUUUCAUUCAGUAUGACGUUCCCAUUCACCGAGCCGAAAUGGUAAACGAUGGACGCACAGUGACCUUAACUCCUCGAGAUAGUAUCAAACGAGGGGUUUUGGUCGAAGGUCAAGAAUUCACUCUUCAAUAUCUGCAGUUCCAUUUUGGCUCCACUGACAGACCAGGAGCAGAGCACACCAUCAACCACAUCAGAUAUCCCAUGGAGGUUCAGUUUGUGCAUAAAAAUGGGGCCAACGAAUUCGCUGCUGUAUCUCUGCUUGUGGAUGUAAGCGACCAUCUUCAGAUUGUCAAGCACCACUCCAUAGGAUUCUACUUCCUCAUGACAUCAGUAUAUGCCCAAAUGGAAAGCAACCCCGCAUUCGAUCCAAUACUGGAAGUUCUGCCGGAAGUGACUUUCAAAGGUGACUCUACGAAGCUGCGAUCUCCCCUCCAUCUGAAUGCCCUUUUGCCUGAAAACCCGGCAUCCUUCUACCGAUAUUACGGAUCUUUGACCACACCACCCUGUGACAGAGCUAUAUGGUCUGUCUUGAGGACAACAACUUGUCUUGGACGGCAUCAACUGGAUCUCUUUCUGGGACUCUACUCAGUAAGGAGAGAAGAUGCAAGUCCUGAAUGCCUGAUGGGGGAGAACUACAAACCUGCAGAGAAUCCUCGAGAGGUUUUAGCUUCCCAAUAGAAGAACCUUUCCGUACCUCAGGAAUGAUACAUAAAAUUUGCUGAGAAAUAAUUUGAUAAUUUUACCCUACUUUGAAAACUAUAUAUGUUUUAUAUGUAAGAAAAUUUCGAUAAUAAAAAAUUACCUUUCUUUA
Messenger RNA from Argiope bruennichi, 1128 nucleotides. Its product is annotated as carbonic anhydrase 12-like. Gene Ontology annotation, cellular component: plasma membrane. Lineage: Eukaryota; Metazoa; Arthropoda; Arachnida; Araneae; Araneidae. The transcript has 8 exons. Gene Ontology annotation, molecular function: zinc ion binding; carbonate dehydratase activity. Bases 99 to 995 code for a protein of 298 amino acids. The record is from RefSeq and is a predicted model, not a curated record.